Molecule: messenger RNA, 1503 nt
Organism: Punica granatum (pomegranate)
Lineage: Eukaryota; Viridiplantae; Streptophyta; Magnoliopsida; Myrtales; Lythraceae
Source: RefSeq, a predicted model, not a curated record
GAUUUGAAGGGCGCAGCCCAGCCGCAACCUUUUUCUACGUUGGGUUCUUUUUCUUCCCCGACCUCCUCUACUGCUUCUGCUUACUCUUUCUCUCCAUUCUCGGCGGUCUCUGAUCGGCGAGCAACCCUCUGCAGCCACAGUGGACCCGCCGUUUGUCGUUCCCCAGCUCAACAGGGAAAAGUUGAGGCAGCUCUGCUGUUCGCUUUUCGAUCAAUUAAUGGGGGACUGUGCGGAGACCAGCGGCUUCAUGGCCUCUCCUGAGAUGGAGAAGUUCCUCUGCGACCGCUUACUCGACCGGACGCAGACCAUCUCUGAGAGGUUCAGAGCGCUCUUUUCUCUCCGCAACCUCAAAGGCCCCGGCCCUCGCAAUGCCCUUAUCCUCGCAACAAGGGACCCAUCAAAUUUGUUGGCACAUGAGGCAGCAUUUGCAUUAGGUCAAAUGCAAGAUGUUGAUGCUAUCCCUGCUUUGGAAGCUGUCUUAACUGAUCUCUCUUUGCAUCCAAUUGUGCGCCAUGAGGCAGCGGAGGCUUUUGGUGCAAUUGGUGUUGAGAGUAACAUACCUCUCUUGGAACAUAGCUUGGUGCGAGACCCAGCUCAAGAGGUCCGAGAAACAUGUGAACUGGCUCUCAAACGAAUUGAACGGUUAAAAGAUUCUGAGCAUGAGCAGGGGUCGUCUCAAGUGCAGAAAUCUCCCUUUAUGUCAGUAGACCCAGCAGCACCAGCUGCAUCUUGUUCUUCGGUAGAGCAUCUCAGGGAAGUUCUUCUGGAUGAGGGAAAAGGAAUGUAUGAACGUUAUGCGGCUCUAUUUGCUCUUCGAAAUCAUGGGGGUGAUGAUGCUAUCAUGGCUAUAGUUGAUUCUUUGGGUUGCCAAAGCGCUCUUCUCCGUCACGAGGUUGCUUAUGUCUUAGGGCAGCUACAGAACAAAGCCGCUUCAGCUGCUCUGUCUGAUAUCCUCAAGAAUUUGAAUGAACAUCCAAUGGUUAGGCAUGAAGCUGCUGAGGCGCUGGGGUCAAUUGCAGAUGAGGAAAGCGUAGCACUUCUUGAGAAAUUCGCAAUGGACCCAGAACCUAUUGUCUCUCAGAGUUGCGAGGUUGCCUUAAGCAUGUUGGACUUUGAAAGAUCAGGGAAAUCCUUCGAGUACUUGUACAUGCAAGCCCCGCAAGUGCAGUGAAUUGAUGCCGGGUAGUUCGGUUUACCUGUGCACGAACCAUGAUAAUUACUUCAAGCCAGAAAGUAUACUUUCACUGCAUUGAAGAUUUUAUUCGUGAAAGAAUAUAGUUUAUAGGAUUAUGUGAUAGAGAAGUAGAGCAUCGGAGCACAUAAUUUUCUGGCUUUAAACACUGACAGGGUAAUGUAUGGUGAUGGCUAUUUUCUUUCCGCAGAUUUACUGCCUAAACGAGGCAUUGAGGAGAAUUGGAAGUAGUAAUUACUUUGAACGGGGAACCUAUUUAAUAUUUUAACUAAUUUAACAUAUAGAAAUGGAGACAUUGGUUGGUCCUUUUC